AUGUCGAAGAACAUUGAGUUCGUCGGUGCCAUCGACCAGGGCACCACCAGCUCUCGUUUCCUCAUCUUCAACCCCAAGGGUGAGGUUGUCGCGACGCACCAGCUCGAGUUCAAGCAGCUGUACCCUCAGCCUGGUUGGCACGAGCAUGACCCUGAGGAGCUCAUCUCCUCCGUUGAGACGUGCAUUGACGGCGCCGUCAAGGCCUUUGAGACCCAGGGCCACUCCAAGAGCCAGAUCAAGGCCGUCGGCAUCACCAACCAGCGCGAGACGACCGUCGUCUGGGACAAGAACACGGGCAAGGCCCUCUACAAUGCCAUUGUCUGGACCGAUACCCGUGCCCAGGAGCUCGUCCGCCGUCUCAAGCACCGCCUCGGCGCCGGUGAGCUCACCAAGCGCUGUGGUCUGCCUCUCUCCACAUACCCCUCCGUCAGCAAGCUGCUGUGGUUGAUCGAGAACGUCAAGGAGGUCAAGGCCGCCUACGAUGCCGGCAACCUGGCCUUCGGCACCGUCGACGCCUGGCUCGUCUACAAGCUCAACGGCGGCCCCGCCCGCAACAUUCACGUGUCCGAUGUCACCAACUCGUCGCGUACCAUGUUCAUGAACAUCGAGACCCGUGCCUACGACGACGAGCUCAUUGACUGGUUCCGUGUCGACCGCAACAAGGUCCAGCUGCCCACCAUUGUCCGCUCUGCCGACAGCGACGUCUAUGGCUCCCUGGCCAGCACCUCGCUCAAGGGCACCAAGAUUGCCGGUGUUCUAGGUGACCAGUCCGCUGCCCUCGUCGGUCAGAAGGGCUUCUUCCCCGGCCUCGCCAAGAACACCUACGGCACCGGCUGUUUCCUCCUCUACAACGUUGGCGACAAGCCCGUCAUCUCCUCCCACGGCCUCAUGACCACGAUUGCCUUCGAUUUCGGUGACAAGGGCGGUUGCGCUUACGCCCUCGAGGGCAGUAUUGCCGUGGCUGGUUCCAGUGUCAAGUUCCUCGUCGACAACCUCGGCUUCAUUGAGGAGUCCUCCAAGCUCAGCGCCCUGGCCGAGACGGUCGAGGACAACGGCGGCUGCACCUUCGUCACGGCCUUCAGCGGCCUCUUUGCCCCCUACUGGAUCGACGAUGCCCGUGGCACCAUCUUCGGCAUCACCGCCUACACCAAGCGCGGCCACAUUGCCCGCGCCACUCUGGAGGCUACCUGUUUCCAGACCAAGGCCAUUCUCGACUCCAUGGAGAAGGACAGUGGCGCCGCUCUGACCGAGCUUGCCGUCGAUGGUGGCAUGUGCAACUCGGACCUCAUCAUGCAGACCCAGUCCGACUUGAUCGGCAUGCCCGUCAACCGUCCCGCCAUGCGCGAGACAACUGCCUUUGGCGCCGCCAUCGCUGCCGGUCUCGCCGUCGGUGUGUGGGACUCGUUUGACGACCUCAAGAACACCAACACGGAGGGCCGCACCAUCUUCAAGCCUCAGAUCAACGACGAUGAGUCGGCCAAGCGCUUCAAGAAGUGGGAGAAGGCCGUGCAGAUGAGCGCCGGCUGGGCCAAUGAGUAA
Molecule: messenger RNA, 1539 nt
Organism: Verticillium dahliae VdLs.17
Lineage: Eukaryota; Fungi; Ascomycota; Sordariomycetes; Glomerellales; Plectosphaerellaceae
Product: glycerol kinase
Exons: 2
Coding region: 1-1539 (512 amino acids)
Biological process (GO): glycerol-3-phosphate biosynthetic process; glycerol metabolic process; triglyceride metabolic process
Cellular component (GO): mitochondrion
Molecular function (GO): glycerol kinase activity
Source: RefSeq, a predicted model, not a curated record